AUGAAUAGAGUGGCCUUUGUUGCAGUAGCUUCAAUUUUAACCUAAAGAAAAGUUUAAUUAUAAAGUGCAGGAGAUUCAAGACAUAUUCAUUAUCAAUUGAAGAGUAGAGAAUAACAUUUAGCUGACGCACUAUCAAAGGAAUACGACGUCAUUAUAGUUGGUGGAGGAGCUACUGGAGCAGGUGUUUCACUCGCUUGUGCAAAUAGAGGAUUAAAAUCUAUAGUUUUAGAGUCAUAAGAUUAUGCAAGUGGUGCAUCUAGUAAAUCCACAAAAUUAGUUCAUGGAGGUGUAAGGUAUAUGUAAUAAGUAUUUCAACUGUCAGAAAAAAAUAGAAUGGAAAAAUGGUAAUUGGUGGCAGAAGCAUUAAAAGAGAGAUCUAAUUUUUUAUCAAUGUGUUCUUAUUUAACAUAAGAUUUCCCUACUUUAAUACCUUGUACAAAUUUAUUUGAUUUGGGAUAUUAUUAUUUUGGGUCUUUGAUAUAUCAUUGUGUUUACUUAUAUUAUUAAACAGGUGGACAUACUUUUAAACCUCCAAGAAUUGUUGGCAAAGAUGAAAUCUAAUAACAUUUUAAAUUUGCUAAAUGUAAUUAUGGUGUCAUUUAUUAUGAUGGAUAAUUUAAUGAUGCUAGAAUGGUUUAAGAAUUACUUGUUACAUCAAGUCUAAAAGGUAUAUUAAUAAAUUAUUUGAUAAGGAUAGAAUAUGGCAAAUUAUGUUGAAGUUAAAAGUUUAUUGAAAAAUUAAGAAAAUAAGAUUGUAGGAGUUUAAGCAUAUGAUAAAAUUGGAUAGAAACAAUUUCAAAUAAAAGGUAAAUGUGUUGUAAAUGCAACUGGUGGUUGGGCUGACAAUUUACGUUUGAUGGAUGAUCCUAAUGUUAGCAAGAGAAUAGUUUCAGUUGCAGGUAGUCAUUUAACAAUGCCUUAAAAAUAUGGAUCUAGUUAUUGGGGUUAUUUGAUACCAAAAACUAAUGAUGGUAGAGUUCUAUAUAUGGUACCUUGGUUAGGAAAUAUGAUAAUGGGAACUACAGAACGAAAAUUAGAUAAUACUAUAAAUGAUCCUACUGUAAGUAAUGAGGAAUAUAUGUGGUUAUUGAAAUCAUUUUGUGAUGAAUUUGCUAUUGAUGCUAAUGAAGUAGCAAAAGAUGUAAAAUCAAAAUGGUGUGGUGUAAGACCUUUAGUUUAUUAAAACAAUGCUCUUAGCACAAAAGAAGUUUCAAGAACUCAUGAAAUAGAAGUAUCAAAAAGUGGUUUAAUAUCAGUUAUGGGUGGUAAAUGGACAAUCUUUAGAUUGAUGGGUGAAUAAACAGUAGAUAAAGUUUAAGAAUUAAUUGGAAAUAAUUAUAAAAGGAUUGAGAAUCUACCAAAAUUAGUUGGUGAUUGGACAUAAUUUGAUAAUAAAAAAGAAAUCUAAGUAAUGAUGAAUAAGUUCGAUUUACCAUAAUCUUAUGCAGCCUAUUUCUUAACAACAUAUGGAGACAGAGCAUAUGAUGUAUUAAAGUUGGUUCAUGAAAAACCAGAAAAUAAGGAAUGUUUACAUCCACAAUUUCCCCAUACUAUUGGAGAAAUAUUGUACCAAAUUAGAUAUGAACAAGCUAGAAAGCCUGAAGAUAUUUUAUUUAGAAGAACAAGAUUAGGUUUCUUAGAUUAGAAUGCCAUUUUUAAUGUAUAUGAGAAAGUAUUCUAAAUUAUGGCUAAAGAAUUGAAAUGGCCUGAAAAAUUUUAAAAAGAAUUUUUAAAAGAAAAUUUUGAAUAUAUUAGAAAAUUAGAGUUUUGA
This is a messenger RNA of Paramecium pentaurelia, 1771 nucleotides long. The record is from the annotation of a GenBank genome assembly. NCBI's taxonomy places the organism in Eukaryota, Ciliophora, Oligohymenophorea, Peniculida, Parameciidae.